AUGAUACAAUUCCGUUCUUUUACGAGUUGUGCAAAGCAGCUUCAGAAAUCUAAGGUACCGCAGGCUAGAUUUGCCAAAACAUUUGAGGAAUCCACCAAGCCUGCUCUUAAGAAAUCACAGCCGAUCACGAAGCCAUUUGGUUUCGAAAAUCCAGUCCUUUUGAAUGAUUACAUCCAAACUCCUAUCCUAGACACAUUUUCAUCUGGAGCUAGAGAGAAGAGGAGAAAGGAAAUUGACUAUGAUUUGCAGCACACUCCUUUCUAUGACUCAAAGUCGUUUCAUAACACCAAAGGUAAGAUCUUCCUGCCUCCGGUGUCCUUCUUUAAGCAAAGUAAAGCUCUCUACUUCCCCAAUUUCGAAGGCUACACCUUGCUCAAAAACAAAAGAAAGCUUUAUGAUAUUUUGAAAGGCAAGGUGACGAUCCUCAGUAUGUCCUCGACGAUCUCUGGCGAUAAAUGCACGAAGAGUUACCUUGACGAAUACUUGAGUGGGCCAGGCUAUCAGACAUUCCAAGAAAAGUAUCCGCAAUCACAAAUUGUCGAUAUUAAUUUACCUCAAUCGUGGGUCAAGGGCUUAUUCGUCUCGUUGGCCAAGAGUAAUAUCAGAAAGAUGACUGCACCUGCAAGACAUGAUCUUUACUUUGUUCUUCCCACUAAGCUUUUCCCAGGAGCCGUAAAGAGAACUCUCAAGUGUGACAAUGGUUGUUCUGGAUACUUGUAUAUAAUAGAUGAGACAGGGAAGAUAAGAUGGGCUACUAGUGGUACAGCUGAUGAGGAGGAGACUAGCCUCUUAUGGCGCAUAAUGGGUGCUUUGGAGAAAGAAUUGACAGCUUCGAACGCUGAUAAAGUUUAA
Candidozyma haemuli is the source of this 852-nucleotide messenger RNA. RefSeq lists its product as uncharacterized. The record is from RefSeq and is a predicted model, not a curated record. The transcript has a single exon. NCBI's taxonomy places the organism in Eukaryota, Fungi, Ascomycota, Pichiomycetes, Serinales, Metschnikowiaceae. Bases 1 to 852 code for a protein of 283 amino acids. Gene Ontology annotation, biological process: mitochondrial proton-transporting ATP synthase complex assembly. Gene Ontology annotation, cellular component: mitochondrial inner membrane.